AUGGCCACAUCAGGCGGAGACAAGGUUGCGGAACCUCAAGAGGCCAGCCCUGCAGUGCUGUGCAGGCUGAUGGCUGCCACCGCAGGCCAGGUCCUGAGACGGAAGAAAGCGGCAAUGGGAUCGGGUUGCUGGGAGCCUGUUCAUCUGUUGGUUCGAGUCGACUUGUGGCUGAUCGCUGCUCCAUCGGGGAAGGAAUGCCCUACAAAUUUAGCAGCGUGGAGGAAAGGGGAUCGCAUCGAAUUGGCGAGGGGGCAGGCUGUGGUGGGAUUGGGCAAAGGGGAGGCCGAGUGGUUUGUGGAAUCUGACGGAGGCUGCCACGUGUUCAAAGCUGAAUCGCCUGCUGAAGCAGCGUGUUGGGUGUCUGCGCUGAAGCGACGGGUGUGUUCAUGGCAUGAGCUGCUUCAAGAUCGAACAGCCUGGGAGCAGGAACUGUUGCAGAAUGUCAAUGCAUGCAACGAAAUGACAGUACCUGUCCGUCUCGAUCGAUUGCAAGCCUCUCAGGAGAUGGUGAAAGUGUUGGGCGAGGUUGCCGAAUUCACCAGGGAGGUGCUGAGCACUCUGCCCAUUGCUGGGCCUGCUCUAUCACUACUGGGUUUUGCAAUGGAAGUGGUGCACCGAGACAUUUCUGACGCUGAAGAGCUUCGCCCAGCAAAAUCACUGCUGGAAGAGGUGGCAAAGCUGACGAUUAAGACACUGUGCAGAGCUAUGAAGGUGAAAGAUGAAGAGUAUGAACAGGGGCUUUCAGAAGUGCUGUGGAUGAUCGAACGUGCUGCCCGUAUGCUUGAGAGCCAUGAACACAGGUCCACAGGUACGCGGAUAAAGCAGGCCAUGUUGAAGAUGGGCGAAGGGCCAUCAGCUGUGCUGGAUGUGCUGAAGCAAUGUCAAGACCGUCUCAACACCCUCAAAAUCGACAACAUCGAAAACCUCGAGAUGUCAGGUCUCGAAAAUCAGGAGCGACUGCUGGCAAAUCAGCAAAAGCUUCUUGCUCAGAAAAGUCUCGAGCGCAAAAACCAGGAGGAGAUAUUGGCAAAUCAGCGAAAGAUUCUUGCUCAGACAAGUCUUCUGCGAAAGAAGCACUGCGCACCCUCCUACAUUCCCACUGCCCCAGAUGCAGUUGCUCUGGAGGGGCAGUUGUGCGCUGUAAGAAACAUGCUGUUUCAAAAUGAGGCCAGUUAUGUGGUUGUUUGGGGGAUGGGGGGCAUUGGGAAGACCACACUUGCAAGAGCUCUUGUUGGUGAUCCCAUAGUGCAAAAUGAGUUCAAGAAGCGCGCUUUUGUGACUAUAUCACAGAAUCCCAACAUUGUGCAGUGCCAAAAGCAGAUUUGGGAUGCGAUUGUGGGCCAUGAACACAACGUGCAGUUCACCAACGCCGAAAAUGGCAGGCUGAGACUGCAGGCUGCAUUGAAGGACGAGGUUGUGCUCAUUGUUCUUGAUGAUUUGUGGGACGAAACGGACAUUGCGCACUUCGAUGUUGUGUCUGCAAAGAGCCGAGUCGUUAUCACUUCGCGAAAUAAGGAAGUGGGAACGUGUGUGGGGGCAAGGUGCUAUGCAGCAGUCGCGCUCAAUGCGGACGAGUCCAUGGAGCUGUUUUGCAAGCAUGCGUUUGCAAGUGGGCAGCCCUUGAAAUGGCGAGCUCCACAUGUGAAGGACAUCGUGAGAGAAUGCGGUGGUCUCCCCCUUGCACUGAAGGUCAUGGCGGCAGAAGCGAAGGGCUUCAACACAGGAGAAGGGGCUGGAUCUAUACCCACACCAUGGGAAAAGAAAAAAUGGAGGAGGGCAGUCGAGGGCAUAAAAUCGGAUGGAGUGGCGUCCAAGGGCGUGUUUGACAGAGUUUUCGCCAUGAGCUUCGAUUCUCUUGAAGACCGCCAUCGAGCAGUGUUGCUUGACUUGGCGAUGCUGCCUGAAGACCAUGAAGCAAGAGAGUGCGAUGUGGUGGAUAUGCAGGCUUGUGAUGACUUUAGCGCUGAUGAAGCUUACGAUGUGCUCGAGGAAUUGGCACAAAGGUCGUUGAUCAUCCGCACAGGAAAGCAUCAAAUGGAUGUGUUUGAGUUCCAAUCUGCUGGUUUUGUGACGUGCCGCCUGCAUGAUGUGGUGCGCGACAGUGCUUUGAAACUGAUUGCUGGGCGGCCCAUUGAGCAGCGCGACCGCGUGGUGUCUUCACACCUCAAGAAAUUGGGCCUCAAAAGCCAGAUCCUGUCUGCAACCAAGUUCUUUGCAACACACAGCAUUGGGGAGGACCGACAGCUGGACCUGCAAAAGCUGGAAAUGCCCGAGCUGCAGACCCUUGUGCUAAGGAAUGCAAAGAUGUUGGAACUGCCCUCAUCCCUACUGACAGCAAACUUGGUGGUGCUCGAUUUGACAUCUUCGGGAAUUGUCAAUCUGCCCGCACAGGUUGCAUGCCUGCAAUCUGCAAGGGUGCUGCGGUUGGAUGAUUGCGAAGAGUUGUCAUGCCUGCCAAAUGAAAUUGGUGAUUUGGCACAACUCACAGUUUUGUCCAUGCGGAGAUGUCGGCACAUCUGCGAACUGCCGAAGUCCAUGGGGAGGCUGUCAAAUUUAACAAAGCUACUUAUGCCCGGCUGUGGAAUUGCACAGUUCUUGCCAAUUGAUGAGGGGAAUUUGCAGAAUUUGGCCUUAUUAGAUUUGAGCAGGUGUUUCGGAUUGAGAUUCUUGCCUUCCAGUUUGGGGGAGCUGACCAGUUUGACAGCUUUAGAUUUGGAUGGUUGCUGGCAGCUGACCUCCUUGCCAUCCAGCAUUGGGCAGUUGGUACAAUUGGAGGUGAUGCUAUUGCACGGAUGCGAAAGUCUCAUGGAAUUGCCCAUUGCGGUGACCCUCCUUGGGAACUUGACAGAACUUGAUGUCCAAGGAUGCAGCAAGCUGAAAUGCCUGCCUCAGGGUCUUGCUGAUGGGUGCCCUGAGCUCAGAGUAUUGCGCCUUCAGGAUAAUUACGACAUGGCUUUCCCAGAAGUUGUCACGGAACUACAGCAGUUGGAGGUGUUGGGUGUGCGUAAUGACUGGACACUGCCAACCAGCAUGAGUGAGAAAUUGCAGGACCAUGAGAUGUCUUUGGAGUCGCUGGAGUGUGAGCCCACCGAGGAAUAUUCAUCCACACAGUACGAGGAAAGAGAUACGCCUCUUCACUGGGCGGCAGCAUUGGGCCUGACAGAGAUGGUGAAAUUUCAUCUUGGAGAAAGCAGUGGGAACAUUCAGAGCAGUUGUGGCUACACGCCCCUCCAUAGGGCGGCACAGGGUGGGCAUACAGCUGUAGUGGAGUUGAUCCUGGAUGCGGGCGCAUCUGUCGAUGCAGUGGACCAGAGUGGCUGCACACCUCUCCAUUGGGCAGUGCAGUAUGGACACACGGCCACGGCGGAGCUGCUCCUGAGCAGAGAUGCAUCUGUUGAUGCUGCAGACCAGUUUGGCUACACGCCACUCCACAGAGCGGCACAGUAUGAGCACUCAGCCAGUGCAGAGCUGCUCCUUGACAGAGAUGCACCUGUCGAUGCCAUGGACCAGGUUUUUGGCUACACACCACUGCAUAGGGCAGCACAGGGUGGGCACAGAAGCGUUGUGGUGCUACUCCUUGACAGGCGAGCAUCUGUUGAUGCUGUGGACCAGGAUGGCUACACUCCCCUCCUUUGGGCUUCGCAAGGUGGACACACGGCCACUGUGGAAUUACUCCUUGACAGAGGUGCAUCUGUGUACGUCAUGGACCAGGCUGGCUACACACCGCUUCAUUGGGCGGCACAAGGCGGACACAGUGCCACAGUGGAACUGCUCCUAGACAGAGGUGCAUCUGUCGAUGAUGUAGAUCAGGCUGGCUCUACACCGCUCCAUUGGGCAGCACAGGGCGGACACAAAGGCACAGUGGAGGUGCUCCUGGACAGAUGUGCAUCCGUCGAGGCACUGAGCCAUGAUGGAUACAUGCCACUCCAUAGGGCGGCACAAUAUGGACACACAGCCACCGUGGAGCUGUUGCUGCACAGGGGAGCACCUGUCAACAUUCCUAUUCGGACUGGCUACACGCCGCUCCAUUGGGCAGGGCAGUAUGGACACACAGCCGUUGUGGAGUUACUGCUAGACAGACGUGCAUCUGCCGAUUUGCAGGACCAGCAUGGCUGCACAUCACUCCAUCGGGCGGCUCAGGGGGGCCACGCAGCCACGGUGGAGCUGCUUCUAGACAGAAAUGCGUCUGUUGAUACGAUGGACAAGGAUGGCUGCACGGCACUCCAUAGGGCGGUACAAUAUGGACAUGCAGCCAGUGUGGAAUUGCUCCUUGAAAGAGGAGCAUCUGUCGAUAUUCCAAGCCAGGCUGGCUACACACCGCUCCAUUGGGCAGCAGAGGGUGGUCACACAGCCGUUGUGGAGCUACUGCUGGACAGAGGCGCUUCUGUCGAUGCGGUGGAUCAGGAUAGCCACAUGCCGCACCACAGAGCGGCGCAGUUCGGACACACUGCCACUGUGGAGUUUCUCCUGAACAAAGGUGCAUCUGUAGAUGCGCUGAGCCAGAAUGGCUGUACAGCACUCCAUUGGGCAGCACAGUAUGGAUACAUGGACACUGUGGAGCUGCUCCUUGAUGCGGAUGCAUCUGUCGAUGCUGCAGACCAGGAUGGCCACACGCCGCUCCACAUGGCCACGCAGUAUGGGCACACAACCACCGUGCAUUUUCUCCUUGACAGACAUGCAUCUGUUGAUGCGCUGAGCCAGGCAGGUGAGACCCCUCUGAUUGUGGCGGCCAAAAAGGGGACAAAGGCGAUUGUGGAUUUGCUGCUCAAGGGGGGAGCACGAGCGGACGUCGUAGACAAGAGCGGACAAGGGCCGGCAGCGCUCGCAAGGGCAACUGGGGACCUCGAGCUGGCCGAAAUGCUGGGGGCAGCGGCAGGGGAGAAAGGCGAUGUCAGGGAAAGAUAG
This is a messenger RNA of Ostreobium quekettii, 4905 nucleotides long. The record is from the annotation of a GenBank genome assembly. NCBI's taxonomy places the organism in Eukaryota, Viridiplantae, Chlorophyta, Ulvophyceae, Bryopsidales, Ostreobiaceae.